UUAUUUAUAGGCAUAUUUUGUACCAUUUCCCUCUGCACGUACGCUGCCAGCAUCUCCUAUGACUUGAGCCGGCUCCCGAAGCUAAUUUACAGCCUGCCCGCUGAUGUGGAACACGGCUACAGCUGGUCUAUCUUUUGCGCCUGGUGCAGUUUAGGCUUCACGGUGGCAGCUGGAGGUCUCUGCAUCGCCUAUCCAUUUAUUAGCCGGACCAAGCUUGCACAUCUAAAGAGCGGCCGGGACUCCACGGUAUGACUGUGUGCCAGCACCUUCCCUGCGCGGAGGCCCAGUCCUGGAGCAGCGGACUGUUGAAGGGUGGGAAGCAGAGCCCACGUCAGGAUCCCAAGCACAACUCGAUCAAACAUUCCAGCCUGUUGCCUGCCAACCCUUCCUGGAUGACUGAUAGCCAAUCAUGCAAAACCUCUCGACCUUUCUGAGGACAAGACUACUGUGGAUUCAAGUGCUUUAAUGACUUCCUGCUUGGACGGUGUGCAGCGGUGAGCAGGGCCAUGGGCCCGCUCUAGGUUCAGAACAGAGGAAAUGGCAGUGGGAACCCUCUGCGUGGUCUCCCCGGAAUUCCAAAAGUUUGUAUAUAACCAUCACCUGAGAGUCAUUCCUAUUUGCAAACUGGCUCCUCACAAAGCGCGUAUCAUUGUCCUGUCUGCUUGCUCGCGUUGAACCCAGCAUCGCCAGUGCUGGUCCUGAUGGUGCCUGGUUGCGUCUGCACCAAAGACUUGUGCGGUUUUUUGCAACUGUUUCUCAUCACAGGAAGAUUCUUCUCUGUUGACUUAUUGUUUUUUGGGUUUUAUUUUCUUUUCCUUUCCACCCCCCAUUGAAGUCUCUUCUCUGUCUUUGGACUGGACUAGAUGUCACGAGAUGAAACAGUUCAACUGUGUAUAAAAAAGCUACUCCGCGACACUAUGCAGUAUUGUUUGAAGUUCUGUCUGCCGUCUGAAGUUAUCCGUCUCUUUAUGUUAACUGGAUUUCUGCAUUAAAUAACUGCCCCUUGUUAA
Echinops telfairi (small Madagascar hedgehog) is the source of this 1010-nucleotide messenger RNA. RefSeq names its product transmembrane protein 178A (gene TMEM178A). Lineage: Eukaryota; Metazoa; Chordata; Mammalia; Afrosoricida; Tenrecidae. The transcript has a single exon. The annotation marks the transcript as partial. The record is from RefSeq and is a predicted model, not a curated record. Gene Ontology annotation, cellular component: endoplasmic reticulum membrane. Gene Ontology annotation, biological process: regulation of cytosolic calcium ion concentration; negative regulation of osteoclast differentiation.